Molecule: messenger RNA, 1818 nt
Organism: Talaromyces marneffei
Lineage: Eukaryota; Fungi; Ascomycota; Eurotiomycetes; Eurotiales; Trichocomaceae
Exons: 3
Coding region: 1-1818 (605 amino acids)
Biological process (GO): protein dephosphorylation; positive regulation of cytokinesis; microtubule cytoskeleton organization
Cellular component (GO): mitotic spindle; mitotic spindle midzone; nucleolus
Molecular function (GO): protein tyrosine/serine/threonine phosphatase activity; protein serine/threonine phosphatase activity
Source: RefSeq, a predicted model, not a curated record
AUGCCGUCGCACAGCUCCGCUGGUCACGGCCAGGUGAUCGAGUACAUUCAGGAUCGCCUGUAUCUUGCCUCGUACUCAUCCACACCGGAUCCCUACGCUGCAUUUCCAUUCCCGACCCAGGCAUCUUCUCCAUCCAAGCGAUCGGCAAAAGCAUCGCAAAGCCCCGUACGAGCCGCAAAACACAAAUUCCCGGUCUAUUUUACCGUGGAUGACACUCUCCUGUACAACGCAUUCCACGCGGAUUUCGGUCCAUUACACAUCGGCCAUCUGUACCGAUUCGCCGUUCACUUCCAUGAGAUCCUAGGCGACCCAGCGAAUGCUGAGAAGCCUGUGGUUUUCUACAGCAAGCUCGAUCCUCGGAGCCGGGCGAAUGCUGCGUGCUUGGUCGCGUGCUAUAUGGUGCUGAUUCAGUCGUGGCCUCCCCAUCUGGCUCUGGCGCCUAUUGCUCAGGCCGAUCCUCCAUACAUGCCUUUCCGCGAUGCGGGAUACAGCCAGGCGGAUUUCAUCCUGAACAUUCAAGAUGUCGUAUAUGGUGUGUGGAAAGCCAAGGAAGAGUCUCUGUGUGGAUUGAAAGAUUUUAGCCUGGAGGAGUAUGAGCGUUAUGAACGAGUUGAUAUGGGCGAUUUCAACUGGGUUACUCCAAACUUCAUUGCAUUUGCUUCACCCCAACAACGGCCCGUUGCUCCUAUCCCCACCAACACUCCCGAAUACGCGGCUCUGCCAUCGACAGUAUCUGAAGUUCUAUCUUCUAAGCUUCCCGUGCCAUUCAAGAAUGUCUUGACGCAUUUCUCAUCGAGAGACGUCGGUCUGGUAGUGCGACUCAACUCUGAGCUUUACUGUCCAUCAUAUUUCACUGCGCUCGGCAUCAAUCACAUCGAUAUGAUCUUCGAGGAUGGAACGUGCCCACCACUCCCAUUGGUUCGACGAUUCAUUAAGAUGGCACAUGAAAUGAUCGCCGUUCAGAAGAAAAACAUUGCCGUGCACUGCAAAGCCGGAUUGGGCCGUACCGGUUGUCUGAUCGGUGCAUACUUGAUCUACCGACACGGAUUCACCGCGAAUGAAAUCAUCGCUUUUAUGAGGUUCAUGCGUCCUGGUAUGGUGGUCGGGCCACAACAACACUGGCUGCACCUCAACCAGGGUGCUUUCCGAGAGUGGUGGUUCGAGGAUACUAUGCGGGAGAAGUUGGCCUUGACGGUGCCCGUUACACCCGGCCGACAAGUCAACAAGCAGCGUUCCAGCAAUGGACAGACCAUCACACCUCCCCAGCACAACGGUCAUUCCAAGAGGUCUGCCCUAGGAGAGAUUGACAACAACGAAGCUUCCAACUCUAACACCGACGAAAACUUGCCUGCGCCCACACCUGGACAACCUCGCAAGUCCCAUCGCAAAGAUUCUCGUCAUCAUCCUUACGCCCGAAAUGUUUCAGGCUCACUAGCUAUCAGUGCAGAAACGGAUAAAGCCGCUGGUAAACGAACUCAACGUGCGGGAACUGAACAAAGUGAAAGCGAAGAAGAAAUUCAGAUGCGGUUACUUGCCAAACGGGCCUCGCGAUCCCCCAGUGCUUCUCCAAAGACACGAUCAAUCAGCUACUCCACAACAGUCACUACCAGCUACGAAGUUCACGAAGACCGGGAAAACUGGGUCGAAUCUGCGGUUAUCACACAGAAAACCCCCACCAGCAGAGGAGCUAUUGCCAUGAGCAAAGUUCGCUCCAGUCCCCGCCGAGUCACCGACAGCAAAAGCGAAACCAAGGGUGUCCGCAAAGUCAGCGGCCGAGUGGGCAGCGUCGGAACGGCUUCCCCGACGAGGGUGAAGUAA